Durio zibethinus is the source of this 1597-nucleotide messenger RNA. Lineage: Eukaryota; Viridiplantae; Streptophyta; Magnoliopsida; Malvales; Malvaceae. The record is from RefSeq and is a predicted model, not a curated record.
UGUUAUAUUAGUUUCGUGUCAGGCCCUAUUGUUUUUACGUACUUUACCUUUUGUUGGUCUUUUACCAUUCAGAUACAUCAGUGUUUCCAUUGCUGCAGGAGUAAUGGCAAAACUGAUAUCCAGUCUUUUCAUGGUUCUGGUUUUAUCUUAUUUGAGUAACAGAGUAGAUGGAAAAGUUCCUUCAAAAGAAACUCUUGAGAAUGUUGAUAGGAAAUUAAAGCUGCUUAAUAAGCCUGCAGUCAAGAGUAUACAGAGUGAAGAUGGAGAUAUUAUCGAUUGUGUUGAUAUCCACAAACAACCUGCUUUUGAUCACCCUGCAUUAAGGAAUCACGUCAUCCAGAUGAGACCCAGUUUUGAUUUACAGGAAGACAAUUUAAGCAUAAAAAAGGAGUCUUCCAAGCAAGUGGUAACCCAAACUUGGCAAAGAAGUGGAAGCUGUCCAGAAGGAACUGUUCCCAUUCGCAGAAUGCGAAGGCAGGACUUACUGAGAGCAACUUCUCUUGAGCAAUUUGGAAGAAAACCCCCACAAGUUUUCUUUCCAUCAAACAGAACAAAUCAGGGAGAUGGUAGCUUCUCAUAUAUUAACAAAACCAAAGCCACACUUGGUCCAAACCUUAAUCGCUCUAUUAGAAAGUUUUAUUGCCAAUUGCCCAAUGCCUUCAGAGUUCAGAGUCUUUUGACAACUACUGGAACAUCUGCAUUUCUUCUUACACUUGGAUACAACUACAUAGGAGCCAAAGGAGAAAUAAAUGUUUGGAAUCCAAACGUUGCUUCUCCAGACGAUUACAGUACUGCUCAAAUAUGGAUGAAAGGAGGGCCUGGUGACGAUUUUGAAAGCCUGGAAUCAGGAUGGGUGGUAAACCCAAAAUUAUAUGGUGACAAACGGACUCGAUUUUUUGCAUACUGGACUACGGAUGCAUACAAGAAAACAGGUUGCUUUGACCUCACGUGCAGUGGCUUCGUGCAAACGAGCCGCGAUUUUGCCCUUGGAGGAGCCAUUGAUAGCUGGUCCAGCAAGUCUGGACGACAGUAUUAUAUCACUGUUGGCAUAUACAUGGAUCCAAAAACAAGCAAUUGGUGGCUAAAAUACGCGGAUGAUAUAACUGUUGGGUACUGGCCUGCCGGAAGCCUCAUGUUUUACUUGAAUCACAGUUCAACAUUGGUUCAAUGGGGAGGAGAAGUUUACAGCCCUAAUGUGUUUAAAACUCCUCAUACCAAGACUGCCAUGGGAAGUGGAGAAUUUGCUCGGGGUCUAUUUGGUAACGCAUGUUACAUCAACAAUGUUAGGAUUGUAGACUAUUCUCUAUCUCUCAAGUACCCUGAGUGGGUGGACACCUGGUCUGAUGAAGAUUACUGCUACUCUGCUUAUAAUUACAUAGAAAGAUAUGGAGUUUACCCAGUUAUUUACUUCGGAGGUCCUGGUCAGAAUCACCUUUGUCCUUGAGCCUUCCAAAUUGUAUUCACCAUUUAGCAAACAAUUAAUAAAAUCAGAUGCACUGGAAAGUUUUGCUUAAGUUAUAUUUUUAUUAUCAUCAUUUCUUCCUUCAAAAUGAGAUCACAAAAUAGAGAUAAGGAAAUCAAAAAGCAAAGCUGUCAG